Molecule: messenger RNA, 996 nt
Organism: Truncatella angustata
Lineage: Eukaryota; Fungi; Ascomycota; Sordariomycetes; Amphisphaeriales; Sporocadaceae
Exons: 7
Coding region: 1-996 (331 amino acids)
Source: RefSeq, a predicted model, not a curated record
AUGCCAGGAAGUUCAGCAGAUCUGGCAGAACCGGACAUGCCUAUGAAACCAGAGCAAAUUUUGGCACAGCAGCUCAAGAAACACUUUGACCACGAUGGCCGAUAUCUUCAGAAUCAGAAAGCAAGUCUGCGGGCCUUGGGCCCCGAACGCAUCAUUGUUAAGAUCCCAAACCAGGAGAUAGUGCAAUGGAGUGGCGUUGUGACUAUACCAGAGGAGGAAGCACUGAGACUGGGAGCUUUUGCCCAGGGUCAGGAUCCGCUCGCCAAAUACGUCGACGGUGCGGAUAAACUCCCAUCUCACAGAUGGAUGUAUAUGGGAUGGCUGGAGAACGGGACCUUGGGCGACUUCAUGACAAGAGCCACCAGAGCAAAGAAGCCGUUACCUAACCGCUUACUUUGGGAAAUAUUCGGUUGCUUCGUGAGAAUGUGUAUAGCAAUUGCCUGGAGCGACGCGCACGAUUCCACUCAAGUGAGGUUGGAGCAGUUGCAGUCGCACGUUCCCCCACAUAUCAACUUUAACCCAGAUUUCAACACGGGAAACAUGGUAUUUGGAAAGUUCGUCCCUAAUAAUCCCGAAUAUGAACAUUCUCUCUCACCAAUCCUGACAAUGAUAGACCUAGGUUUAAUAGACAGACAGCAAACACCUAACCCGGCAGCUUGGUCGGCAGUUGUUAAAGAAAUCAUCAGGGAAAUAGGGGAGCAAAUAUACAUGCUCAUCGGGGCCGGUGGGAGAUCGGACGAUGGCAGCGCCCUCGAUCCAGACCUUAACAGCCUUGCAAUUUGGUGCAUGACUGGUGAAUUGACAGCUAAGCCUUCUAUUCAUGAACUAGCGCGCGCUGUUGAGGAGGGUAUGAGCAGGACUCCACAGUGGUAUAAUACCAACAAGCCGGGCGAGGACGAUGAGGUCGAAGCGGAUGAUAAGAUCAUUGGUUAUGUACAAGAGCUUAUACUGAACCCACAUGUCGAUCCUGCGCUGAGUGCCACUCAAGGACCAUAA